Messenger RNA from Diaporthe amygdali, 1902 nucleotides. Its product is annotated as major royal jelly protein. The record is from RefSeq and is a predicted model, not a curated record. NCBI's taxonomy places the organism in Eukaryota, Fungi, Ascomycota, Sordariomycetes, Diaporthales, Diaporthaceae. The transcript has 6 exons. The coding region runs from base 1 to 1902 and encodes 633 amino acids.
AUGAUGAUUUUAUCAGCCUUACUCGUCGUCUUCGCUCUCACAACCCUUGCCAAAGCGACAUUCCCUGCAGUCUGUCCCGAUCCAGCAUUGUCAAGCUCCAAUUCGACGAAUGGCGUCUGCGCGCAAGACUUUGAAAUCAUCGGCGGUGCUCUCGAAGCCGUUCACGAAAGCCAAAAAGCACCGACAGGUCUGGCACUUGACUUGAAUGAGAACAUCUACCUCACUUACCCGCGCAACUUUGAGAACGCAACAAACACGGUGACCAUAGCUGCGAGUUUUGACGAAGAGGAGCCAUGGCCCUCUGCUGAGAUUCAGAAUUGUCAACCGAGCCAAAAUGCGUCGGAGUGUUUCAUCAACGUGCAGAACGUGGUGUUGGAUGCUCUAGGACAGCUCUGGGUGCUCGACAGCGGGAUUCCCUACAAAAAGACUGCGCCUGCAGUCACAGGGGGUGCGAAAAUAAUGAGUUUCGACUCCUCCACGAAGAAGCUGACCAGCACAUAUCUUUUCCCGGAUGACAUCUUGGCGAGUGGAACAAACCUCAACGACUUGCGGAUCAACAAUACAGCUGGGACAGGAGGUUUUGCGUUUCUUACGGAUGCUUCGGUGAAAGGUGGGCUCCUGGCCGUCGACCUUGCCACGGGCAGCGUUGUGAAGAGACGUGCUGGGCAGUCUUCUGUGAUGGCUGACCCCGGAUACGUCGGUUCAUACAAUGGGGAGCCAAUCUACUGCUGGAACGGAACGGCCAAGUCAUUUUGCACCACAUCAUCAGAUGGCAUAGCCCUCCAGAAUGGCCAAGUUUACUGGGGUGUCCUUUCUUCCCGAAGGUUCUACUAUAUCUCCCAGGAGAUCCUGCAGAAUUUCAACGCCACGGAUGCCGAGGUACUCGCCGCGGUUCAGGACCCAGGCCAGCUCGGCUCGGAACAAGCUGGGUUCACGGCGGAUGACCAGGGCCGAGUCUUCCUGUUAGCCAGCGAGCAGAAUGCGAUCUACUACGUGCAGACGGAACAAUCCAGGAUCACGGAGGAGGUAAACGGUGUGCCUGCUGGUGGCUCGGGUCUCGUUGCAGCAGAAAACUACUACGUCAAGACGCUGGUGAGAAACGGGCUAAUCCAGCACGCGGACAGUGCCGCGAUUUUGCAAGGUUAUCUGUACUUUUGCACAAAUCAACUGGAAUUGGGUCCGUCGAGGCAGUACAACAAUACGGACAACAGGAAGGGUCCUUUCAGAUCGUACAGGCUGUUCAUUAAUGCUGUGGCCGACUUCAUGACGAUGAUAGGACUUCAAAUCACCAGUUGCGAGGAUUUGUUUCCCCCAUGCCUGGAGGUCAAACAUCUCAAUCAAGCAGCCCGAAUACUGGAUCAUCUGUGCGACAUCGAUGAGGAGAAACCUCACGGCAAGAGUUUCGCGUACCUUGCAUGCGAUGUGCGGUCCAGCAACCCCGCUGCCGUGCUGUGCCUGCAGGACUGCGGGACUGCGGGAUUGGAUCUCUUGCCCGGCCAAACAGCAGCCAGCAGGUCUACUUCAUCAUUUCGACCGUUUCGCACAUCAGAGCAGUGGUAUCAUUCCGCACCACUGAGAGCCACCGCCCGCGAAGAGUUGUCGAGGCUUCAGCGAGGCUCCACAAAGCUUGAUCUCGGCCCGAACAAUUCUGGAGUGCAGCAGAAAAGUCUGCCGGUAUCGUCCGUUAUCUUCACCCCUUUUGAUGGCCACACCGCUCUCGUUUUGUCAUCGUCUGCCAUCGGCCAGUGCCGUCCUUGGCAGCCAUCAGGUCUCGACUUGAGCUGGAACACCAAUUCAACGACAGUCCAGUGCCACCCCACGGGCAGCAAUUUGGACUACUUGGACGCCACAGAUGAUCGGCAAAGACACCCUCAGGCCGCGAGGCCUAUUUCAGCGUUUUGA